AUGGACUUCUUCAGCAAACUUGCAACCGUGGCUGAAAUUCCUGGCUUUAACUGGAAAGGCCUUGUUGUUGCCUUUACUGCUGGCCAAUUUGCAUUCGACACGUACCUUAACAUUCGCCAAUACAACUUCCUCAAGAAUGACAAGCCCCAAACCCCUGAGGAUGGUGAUGAAGAGACCUUCUUCAAGACUCAAAGGUAUCAACUUACCAAGCAGCGGUUUUCCAUCUUCACUGGUGCUUACAGCUUUAUCACCAAUGUCGCCUUUCUCAAGUUCAACGUUUUACCUAAACUCUACUAUGCUACCGGUCAAUUCAUCUCUACCUACGCCGUCAAGUUUGGUUUUUUGAAGUGGUUUGCCAGCCCUACCCCACAGUCUGUCGUCACCUUCCUUGCUCUCCAGGUUCUCUCGUCUAUUAUCUCUCUCCCGCUCAGUUACUACUCUACAUUUGUGAUUGAGGAAAAAUUUGGUUUCAACAAGCAGACUAAAGUUCUGUUCUUUACAGAUUUCCUUAAGACACAGGUUCUCUCGUUUGCCAUUGGUACCCCCAUCAUUCUCGGCUUUGUUAAGAUUAUCGAAUACUUUGGUGAUGCUUUCUUCCUCUACGUUUGGUCUUUCUUCUUUGUUGUCCAGAUCUUCAUGAUGACCAUUGCUCCGAUCGUCAUUAUGCCCCUCUUUAACAAGUUUACUCCCCUCGAAGAUGGCUCACUCAAGACUAAAAUUGAGGACCUUGCCAAGUCCCUUUCUUUCCCCCUCUCUAAGCUCUUUGUCAUUGAUGGCUCCAAGCGUUCCUCCCACUCCAAUGCUUUCUUUACUGGUCUCCCAUGGAGCAAGCGCAUUGUUCUUUUCGAUACCCUGAUUGAGCAGGCUUCCUCUGAUGAGGAGAUUGUUGCCGUCAUUGGCCACGAAAUUGGCCAUUGGGCUAAAAACCAUCUUGCAAAGACUCUUGUUGUUCUUCAGGGCAAUCUUUCUCUCAUCUUCUUCCUCUUCUCUGCCUUUUUCCGCAACAAGUCCUUUUAUGAAUCUUUUGGCUUUGAUACCACUUCCCCAACUUCUCUCUUUGCUGACCGCAAUAACCUUCCCAUUAUCAUUGGCUUUAUUCUUUUCCUUGACAUUCUAAAGCCUCUUGAAUUCUUCACCACUUUUGGCUCUAACUUGCUUUCCCGCAAGCACGAGUACGAAGCCGAUGAGUAUGCUACUGAUCUGGGCAUGGGUGAGGAUCUCAGCUCCGGACUUGUCACUCUUUUUAAGGAAAACAAGAGCUCUGCACGUUCUGAUCCUCUUUACAGUGCUUACCACUACAGCCACCCUUUGCUGCCUGAGCGUCUGGCAGCCAUUCGUGCUCGUAUUGAAAGCAAUAAGACUGCAGAAAAGAAGGAUCAGUAA
This is a messenger RNA of Magnusiomyces paraingens, 1383 nucleotides long. RefSeq lists its product as uncharacterized. Gene Ontology annotation, molecular function: metalloendopeptidase activity. NCBI's taxonomy places the organism in Eukaryota, Fungi, Ascomycota, Dipodascomycetes, Dipodascales, Dipodascaceae. Gene Ontology annotation, cellular component: endoplasmic reticulum membrane. The record is from RefSeq and is a predicted model, not a curated record. Gene Ontology annotation, biological process: CAAX-box protein processing. The coding region runs from base 1 to 1383 and encodes 460 amino acids. The transcript is spliced from 2 exons.